AUGCUCAGGAUACUCACAAUCACUCUGGCUUUCGUAGCGAUUGUCUCCGGAGAACUGUCGAAAACCAAAGAAGAUAAAACACUUAAAGAUUUGGAGGAUAAAAUUGUUAAUGACAUCAUCACACACAAAGUCAUGGUAUACAGUAAGACUUAUUGUCCAUGGAGCAAGCGGCUGAAGGUGAUCCUUGCCAAUUAUGAGAUUGAUGAUAUGAAAAUUGUGGAAUUAGAUAGAUCAAAUCAGACAGAGGAGAUGCAGGAGAUCCUCAAAAAAUACUCCGGUAGAACACCGUUCCUCAACUCUUCAUCAGUGGAAAGUUUGUGGGUGGACAUGACGAAACAAAGGCUAUCGAGGAGAAAGGAGAGCUUCGACCAAUGCUGGAGAAGGCUCACGCUUUGUUCACUAACCGAGUACCUGUACCUGACAACGGUGCGUGAGUUGGUUUGUGCAUGUGUCAAUCUCUCUCAUCGUCCAAUAUCACGUAUAUAA
Molecule: messenger RNA, 486 nt
Organism: Caenorhabditis briggsae
Lineage: Eukaryota; Metazoa; Nematoda; Chromadorea; Rhabditida; Rhabditidae
Exons: 5
Coding region: 1-486 (161 amino acids)
Biological process (GO): cellular response to oxidative stress
Cellular component (GO): cytoplasm
Molecular function (GO): glutathione disulfide oxidoreductase activity
Source: RefSeq, a predicted model, not a curated record